UCUCGGAGGCGAACCGUCUGGAAAUAACAAGAACAGCUCUGCGACCCGAAAUGGCCGAGGGCGGCAGUUACAUCGACUCCGAUAAGUUCAGAUGUCCGAUCUGCUUGGACUUAAUGAAGACCCCGGUCACGAUCCCCUGCGGCCACAGCUACUGCAUGGCGUGCAUCGCGAGGUGUUGGGAUAAAGGCGACAGUUUUUGCCCUCAGUGUCGGCAGAAAUUCGUGCCCAGGCCCAAACUGGCCAAGAACGCCCUGCUGGCCGAGGUGGUGGAGAAGCUCCGGGAGGAGAGGAAGAGCUCCAGCUCGGUGCAGGCUGAGGCUGAGGGUGCUGGAGCUGCCGGAGCGGUGGAUGUGAUGUGCGACGUCUGUAUAGGAGCUAAAGCUAAAGCCACCAAGUCGUGCCUGGUCUGUUUGGCUUCGUACUGCGAGCAGCACCUUCAGGCGCACUACGAGUCCGCCGCCUUCAAAACGCACAGGCUGGUCACUGCGGCGGGUCGGCUGCAGGACAGGAUCUGCUCACAGCACAACAAGCUGCUGGAGUUUUACUGUCAGACCGACAAACUGUGCAUUUGCUACAUCUGCAUGUUUGGGGAGCACAAAGGACACAACGUAGUGUCCGCCGAAACCGAGAGAGCCACAAAGAAAGUGCAGAAACAGCUAGCAGCAGCACAGCAGAGCUCCCAGCAGAGGAUCAGGACCAAAGAGAAGGAGCUGAAGGAGCUGAAACAGACCGUGGGAAAUUACAAGAACCCCACCAAAGCCACCGUGGGUGAAAGCUGCUUGAUACGGGACUCGCUGAUUAAAGCCGUGAGGCAGUGGCAGACUGACCUGGAGAAGCUAAUCAAAGCUGAAGAGAGCAAUGCUGUUAGCACUGCUCAAGGCGUUCUGGCCCAGCAGGAGCAGGUGCUGGCUGAGCUGAAAAAGAGAGACGCUGAGCUCCAGCAGCUGUCCCAAUCAGACGACCACAUUCAUUUCCUCAAGAGCUUUGAGGCUUUGUGCGAAGCUGCCCCAGAAUCCUACUUCGAAAAUUCAGCCGCAGCUGCUACAGCCGUCUCAGAAGUCCGAGGGCGUCUGGAGAAAGUCUGCAAUGACGAACUGACUGCUUUUUCCAAAAGGGCAAAGGAAAUAGAAGGGCUGAUAUUUAUGCCGAAGACCAGGACAGACUUUCUACGAUAUGCCUGCCAUCUGACGCUGGACCCCAACACAGCCAAUGGAUAUUUGGAGCUGAACCACGAGGAGCGGUCAGUUACGUGUGACUCUUCCUGCUUCUGCCCCGGUGAAGACAAAUGCAACCGCACGCCUCGCCCUUACCCACCUCACCCCGACCGCUUCGACCAUCAGCUGCAGGUCCUCUGCAAAGAAUCCCUUUUCGGAGGGCGCUUUUACUGGGAGGUGGAAGGAGCCCCAUUACGCGGUUCCGUUGCCGUCUGCUACGGCAGCAUCCCCCGAAAGGAGAACAGUUUCCUGGAUGACCUAAUGAACAGCCAGAAGUCAUGGUGUGCGGAGUGCGGGCACGAAUACCCCUUCAUUCUCCGCCACGGCCCGAGUGUGAGGGAAAAGUUUUCCGAGUACCUUGAUUUAGACACUGAAACCCAAGACAAGAGGAAAAGGAAGACCAAACUCGGUGUCUUUCUGGACCAUACCGCAGGUCUUCUGUCUUUCUAUGCGGUCAACAAGGAGGCCAUGAUCCACAUACACACCUUCCGUACCACCUUCGCUGAGCCGCUCUAUGUGGGCCUGAGACCAUCACCUACCUGCACUUUUAAAUUGUCCAGUUUAGAACCACUGACCCCAUCCAGCAAGUAGUAGCUGCAUGUGGGGUUUUGGUAUUGUUUCCUGUUAAAUUGCUUUGACCCCCAUUUGGAAAAAGAAGAUAGUUUAGCUGCUUUAGCCGGUAAGGUACUGUAAAAUGGAUACAAGUUGGCCCCCCACCCAUUUUACAGUAACUAUGCUUCAUCAGCCUUAUCUCACCUUAAAUAGAGGGGCAAAGUAGUAGUCUUUGUGUUCUACAUAUAGAGAUUGGACUGGGCUUUAUGUUCAUAGAUUGUAAUUGGUUGACCGUGCCAAAAGGUCAGUGUCAUGUAUGUACAGCAGAUAUAGAAAAUAUAAAAUCCUCAGUAUGUUUGUUUACAUAUUUGUUCACAUAACUGCAGAAAGUCUGAUUUUGGCAAUACUUCAUUAAACACACUGCAUUUCAGCAGUCUGAUCACUACAAUGGUCUCAAAUUGGACCGGGGGAUGACUUUUUUAAAAUUAUUUUUUAUUUAUUUAUUUAUUUUUCUCACUUCAAUCACAGAUGGACCAGACGGAGACAUUGCUAUUGUGUUUGGUUUGCAUGUCCACCCCAAAACAAGCAAUCAGAAGUAGAACUGGACAAAGUAACGUAACAUUAAACAUGUAGAAUAAAAAAAGAAAAAAACUCUUUGGUGACUUAUUUUAUCAACUGUUAAAAUUGUUUAUGAGUAAAAACAAUAUUAAUU
Colossoma macropomum (tambaqui) is the source of this 2478-nucleotide messenger RNA. RefSeq names its product tripartite motif-containing protein 16-like. The record is from RefSeq and is a predicted model, not a curated record. NCBI's taxonomy places the organism in Eukaryota, Metazoa, Chordata, Actinopteri, Characiformes, Serrasalmidae. The coding region runs from base 51 to 1805 and encodes 584 amino acids. The transcript has 6 exons. Gene Ontology annotation, biological process: protein ubiquitination. Gene Ontology annotation, molecular function: zinc ion binding; ubiquitin-protein transferase activity.